UCUGCCGAGGACCGGAAAUCUCAUCAGCGUGUCACGGUGCAAAAAUAUUUGGACCCAUUUUCAACGGCAAGCAAGACUAGGCAUAUAUUGCGGGAAAUUAAAUUAUUGAGACAUAUGAAGCAUGAAAAUGUUGCCGCUGUCGUCGAUAUAUUUAUCUCUCCUUCGCACGAUGUUUACCUUGUUACGGAGCUGAUGGAAAUCAAUCUUCAAACACUUUUGAGAACAAAGCCCAUGCAAGGAGAGUUUGUCCAGUACUUCUUGUACCAGAUAAUGCGUGGACUCAAAUAUAUUCAUUCGGCCGGCGUCGUUCAUGGUGACCUGCAGCCAAGCAAUAUUAUGGUGAGCCAUAACUGUGACCUCAAAAUCAAGGGAUAUGGACAGCCGCGAGUUUACGGUCCUUGGAUCACUCGCCAUGCCUCUGCCCAACACUAUACGGCUCCCGAAGCUAUGUUGGAAGGCCAAAAAUAUGGCAAGCCAGUUGACAUUUGGAGUGCAGGUUGUAUAUUUGCCGAGUUGUUACAGGGAAAGGUUCUUUUCCCUGGCCAAAAUGAUAUUCAACAAUUUCAUAUGAUCACGGAGCUGCUAGGUACACCGUCUGAAACUGUCACGAAAAGGAUGACCAGUGGAAAUGUUAUCGAUUUCAUCCAGACACUUCCGAGCAAUGAAGGUCAACCAUUGUCGGAAAAACUUCCUGGCAUUGGAUCAAAAGCCGCUGAACUAUUGGAGAAUAUGCUUGUUUUCGACCCCCAAGGGAGAGCUACUGCGCCCGAAGCUUUGGAAUUUGCCUACCUAGCUCUUUAUCACGAUCCUACAGAUGAACCAGAGGCUGAAGACACAGUCGAUUGGACAUUUGAUAACGCCAACCAUUCAUUUGAAUAUUGGAAAGCCGAGUUGUAUGCCUGGGAGUCUAAAUUGAUGUUGAACUGA
Molecule: messenger RNA, 927 nt
Organism: Penicillium waksmanii
Lineage: Eukaryota; Fungi; Ascomycota; Eurotiomycetes; Eurotiales; Aspergillaceae
Exons: 6
Biological process (GO): protein phosphorylation; stress-activated MAPK cascade; cellular response to oxidative stress
Cellular component (GO): cytoplasm; nucleus
Molecular function (GO): protein serine/threonine kinase activity; ATP binding
Source: RefSeq, a predicted model, not a curated record